This is a messenger RNA of Loxodonta africana (African savanna elephant), 3964 nucleotides long. RefSeq names its product Rho guanine nucleotide exchange factor 19 (gene ARHGEF19). The record is from RefSeq and is a predicted model, not a curated record. Gene Ontology annotation, biological process: activation of GTPase activity; regulation of actin cytoskeleton organization. The transcript has 15 exons. Gene Ontology annotation, molecular function: guanyl-nucleotide exchange factor activity; protein binding. Bases 1053 to 3533 code for a protein of 826 amino acids. Lineage: Eukaryota; Metazoa; Chordata; Mammalia; Proboscidea; Elephantidae.
GCUGCCAGAGGGUGGCCAUGGGGCAAGGGCUGUGGGGGCUCAGACCCCUCAUAUCAUGAGGUUUGCCCUGAGGCUCUGGCUGGCUUGUGGGGGAUGACUUCCUGCCCAGAGUGCCCAUUCACCCUGGCCAGAUCUCAGGGCUGGGACCUGGAAUGGGAAAGAACACCCCUCUCAUUCCAAACUGGGGGACUUGGGCACCUCCUUGCCCUUUUCCUGGGAGGACCCAGCCUGAUCUGGGUGGUGGCCCGCCUCCCAGUCUGUGACUCUCCCAGCCAGCUUGGCAUGGGUGUGGGCACCAUGAGUGCUGAAUGCUGCGACUCUGGGCAGAGUGGGGAGGUGCUGGGUCAUAGUGAAGCAAGGACUUCUGGAUCCGUGUGUUUGUGUCUGCAAACUCGUGUGUGAGAGAGUGUGAGUGGAUGUGUAAACAUCUGAGGGGUCAGUGUGUGUGUGUGUUUGUGAGAAAGUGUCUUUGUGUGAAUAUACAUAGUUGUGUACAAAAGUAUAUCUGUGAAUGUCUGAACCUAUGAAUUUGAAGUGUCUGAGCCUCUCUAUGAAAGUGUAUAUGUCAGUGUGUGUAUGGACUUGGGAGAAAACCUGUGUGGAUGUAUAUGCUGGUACAUAUAUGGAUUUAUGUGACAAUGCUUAUAUCUGUAUGUCUGGUUAUAUGUCAGUGUGUGUUGGAGAAUGUUAGACAAUGUGAGAAUCACAGAUGUGGUAUGGAGAUGAGGUGGUUAAAGGCACAGGCUUGGGAGCUAGACUGCCUGCCUUUGAAUCCUGGCUCAGCCAUUUACCAAAUAGCAACCUUUUUGUGCCUCACUUUCCUCACAAUAACAAUGGGGACAAUAACAGCAUCCAUCCUAGGGUUGUUGUGAGGAUUCAGUGAGGUAACCUGUGUAAAGCCCUUGGCCUGUUGCUCAGUUCCAAGUAAGUAUAAGCUAUUACUAUGUAAUUAGGUGUGUGAACGUACUUGCACAGAUGUGUAUCUACAUGUGCACACAGGCCUUGUCCAGGCCUCCAGGACAUGGUGGCUUUCUGGCCAGCCCUGCUGUCCUAUGUCUGGCUCUGAUACUCUCUCCCCCGCAGGCCCAGGUGGGUGGCAAAGCAAAGGAGGAAUGGAUUGUGGGCCACCUGCCGCCCUCCAGCCCCACCUUGCUGAGCCACCUGGCCCUGCCCGCCACCCAGUGGCCGUGUGCCAGCAGGAGAGUCUGUCCUUUGUGUCACUGGCCACCCUGCAGCCUCCAAGCCCUGUGUGUCUGGACCUCUUUCCUGUCACCCCGGAGGAGCUGCGGGCUCCUGGCAGCCGCUGGUCUUUGGGAACCCCUGCCCCUCUCCAAGGUCUGCUAUGGCCACCAGCCCCAGAAGGCCCAGACGCCAUGGUCUCCACCAGUGGGGGAAUACGGCCCAGCAGGGCUGGCAGCUGGCCCCACUGUCCCAGUGCCCAGCCCCCAGCUCUGGAGGGACCCUGGAGUCCCCAACACCCGCAGCCACAGCGCCGGGCCAGCCAUGGCUCGGAGAAGAAAUCAGCCUGGCGCAAGAUGCGGGUGUACCAGCAUGAGGAGGCCUCCAGCGGCCCUGAGGCCCAUGCCAUCUUCCUGGAGUCUGGCCAGGCCGAAAGGGAGCAGACUCUGAGCAUGGAGGAGCCUAGGCCACUGGAGCUGUCCAGGCCCACCCGAAUGGGCCUUGAGGGGGCUGAGCGGAGACGCUUCUCAGCCUCAGAGCUCAUGACUCGGCUGCACUCUUCCCUGCGCCUGGGGCGGAAUUCAGCCUCCAGGGCCCUGGCCCUGGGGCCUGGUGCUGGCCCAGCCCGGGAAGGGAAACCGUCUGCAAGGGAGUCACGCAGUGUGGAGAUGAGGAUGGAUAGUGUGCUGCUGCCAGCCUCUGUUGACCCAAGUGAGGGUCCUGGCAGCUGGCCUGAGCCCAGGCUGGAGACGCAGGAAGAGCCGGUUCUGGGUUCCAGGAGCUCCAGUGAGCGGCGCCAGUCGCGGUUCCUCCUUAACUCCGUCCUCUACCAGGAAUACAGCGACGUGGCCAGCGCCCGUGAGCUACGGCGGCAGCAGCGCGAGGAGGAGGGCCCGGGGGACGAGGCAGAGAGCGCAGAGGAGGGGCCCGGGCCACCGCGCGCAAACCUCUCGCCCAGCAGCUCCUUCCGGGCGCAGCGCUCGGCGCGCGGCUCCACCUUCUCUCUGUGGCAGGACAUCCCCGACGUGCGCGGCAGCGGCGUCCUGGCCACGCUGAGCCUGCGCGACUGCAAACUGCAGGAGGCCAAGUUUGAGCUGAUCACGUCGGAGGCCUCGUACAUCCACAGCCUGUCGGUGGCCGUGGGCCACUUCUUGGGCUCUGCCGAACUGAGCGAGUGUCUUGGGGCACAAGACAAACAGUGGCUGUUCUCCAAACUGCCUGAAGUCAAGAGCACCAGCGAGAGAUUCCUUCAGGAUCUGGAGCAGCGGCUGGAGGCAGAUGUGCUUCGCUUCAGCGUGUGCGACGUGGUAUUGCGCCACUGCCCGGCCUUCCGCCGCGUCUACCUGCCCUAUGUCACCAACCAGGCCUACCAGGAGCGCACCUACCAGCGCCUGCUCCUAGAGAACCCCAAGUUCCCUGGCAUCCUGGCUCGCCUGGAGGAGUCUCCUGUGUGCCAGCGUCUACCCCUCACCUCCUUCCUCAUCCUGCCCUUCCAGAGAAUCACCCGCCUCAAGAUGCUGGUGGAGAACAUUCUGAAACGGACAGCACAGGGCUCUGAAGACGAAGACAUGGCCACCAAGGCUUUCAAUGCGCUCAAGGAGCUGGUGCAAGAAUGCAAUGCCAGCGUGCAGUCCAUGAAGCGGACAGAGGAGCUCAUUCACCUGAGCAAGAAGAUCCACUUUGAGGGCAAGAUCUUCCCGCUGAUCUCUCAGGCUCGCUGGCUGGUUCGGCAUGGGGAGCUGGUGGAGCUGGCACCACUGCCUGCGGCGCCCCCUGCCAAGCUGAAGCUUUCCAGCAAGGCAGUCUACCUGCACCUCUUCAAUGACUGCUUGCUGCUCUCCCGGAGGAAAGAGCUGGGGAAGUUCGCCGUUUUCGUGCAUGCAAAGAUGACUGAGCUGCAGGUGAAGGACCUGAGCCUGAAGCUCCAGGGGAUCCCUGGGCACGUGUUCCUGCUCCAGCUCUUCCAUGGGCAACGCACCAAGCACCAGUUGCUGCUCAGGGCCCGGACCGAGAGUGAGAAGCAGCGAUGGAUCUCAGCCAUGUGCCCUUCUAGCCCCCAGGAGGACAAGGAAGUCAUCAGCGAGGGGGAAGACCACCCCCAGGUCCAGUGCGUCAGAACAUACAAAGCACUACAGCCAGAUGAGCUGACCUUGGAGAAGACUGACAUCCUGGCGGUGAGGACCUGGACCAGCGACGGCUGGCUGGAGGGUGUCCGCCUGGCCGAUGGCGAGAAGGGAUGGGUGCCCCAGGCCUACGUGGAAGAGAUCAGCAGCCUCAGUGCUCGCCUCCGAAACCUCCGUGAGAACAAGCGGAUCACAAGUGCCACCAGCAAACUGGGGGAGCCGCCUGCGUGAUGGGUUGCGUGGCCUGCGACACCAGCUCCAGGACAAGUCGGGAGGGGCCUGCAGGGUCUCCAUGCCCCAAGCCGCUUCUGUUGGGCAUGGGCUGGACACAGGAGAGGGCAGGGCCUCUAAAGGGCCUCCACUGUCUUCAGGGUCCUCAGUGCCCACUCUUCAGGACCAAGAGCAGUUUCUUCUUCUGGUAUGGGAACCAUGACAGGUGCCUUCUGAUAGCUGGCAAAGACUUGGGCUCUCUCCCUUGCAUGCCCUUGAACCUGCCUGACUCUUGGGCCCUCUGACAGGGGCCUGGCUGGAGAAGGCCCUGGUGUUGAUGGAUGUUGGGACCUAUGCGAAUCUUGGGUCUCCUCGGCCACCUCUCUUGGCCAGAACGUGAGUGGGCCCUGGUUGCUGUGACUUGUUUGUAAAUAAACUCCCAUGAUGCUUUU